GCGGGGCAUGUUGGAAUACAGGUGGGUAAAGAAGCAGUAAACGUGUAAGAGGAACACUGACAAUAACGAGGUGUGGAAUUUAAAUCUGAAGCUCAACACCAACAAACACACUGUGUGUCUAUAUUGUGCAUUAUGAAGACUAAAGUACAGUCACGUGAUCUGGGAUAAACGCCCAAAAGUCUUGGUACCCCAGAUCCUGUAAACACCCGAGUAUUGGGUACACACACUGAACACUGUAUUGGGUUCACACACACACUGAACACUGUAUUGGGUUCACACACACACUGAACACUGUAUUGGGUUCACACACACACUGAACACUGUAUUGGGUUCACACACACACUGAACACUGUAUUGGGUUCACACACACACUGAACACUGUAUUGGGUUCACACACACACUGAACACUGUAUUGGGUUCACACACACACUGAACACUGUAUUGGGUUCACACACACACUGAACACUGUAUUGGGUUCACACACACACUGAACACUGUAUUGGGUUCACACACACACACUGAACACUGUAUUGGGUUCACACACACACUGAACACUGUAUUGGGUUCACACACACACUGAACACUGUAUUGGGUUCACACACACACACUGAACACUGUAUUGGGUUCACACACACACACUGAACACUGUAUUGGGUUCACACACACACUGAACACUGUAUUGGGUUCACACACACACUGAACACUGUAUUGGGUUCACACACACACACACACACAUACAUACUUACUGAACACUGUAUUUUGUUCACACACACAUUAAACACCAUAUUCAGUUCACACACACACCGAACACCGUAGUGCGCUCCCGCUAACCCACAAUGCACUGCAACAGUGUAACUUGUCAUCGCUCUUUGGUUGUUUAAUUGCUCACGUGACCAUAAGAAACCCCACAUAAGUCCGGGGUCCCAUCUGCUGUUUGUCGCUCCCUUCACCAUGGGCACCACACUGAGUGAGCCCUGCAUCUACGACAAGCUCUCGGAGAGCAUCGACAUCCUGCGGCAGUCCGGUUACCGGUACGGCAUGUCUGAGAGAGAGAUCGAGAAGUUCAUAAAACAGGUCCUGGAGACCAACGAGCCGCGCAGAGAACCGGCCCAAUUCCCCGUCCUGAGGGCCUCCGUCAAGGUCAUCACGGUCGUGUGUGUUCUGCUGCUGAUGGUUUUGAUGUUUGCGUACACUCAGAGUUUACCUGCGUCCGGCUCGGUCGGCGCAGCAGAACAGUACAACUGGUCGUCGCCUCUGAGUCACAUCCGACUGCUGUCGCUGCCCAUCGCCAAGAAGUACAACCUGCACAGUUUCCAUGCAUGGUGGAGCGUGAGUCACACACUGCUCAACUGCUCUGGAUGUUCCACUGUUUCUGCGGUGCUCGAAGUGUCCACGUUAAUAAACAAUGAGUCUGUUCACAAACACACACAACCUGUGUUAGUGAAGGGUGGAGAGUCUCUGUGUUUGCGGAGGCAGCAGCUGGAGGCGCUUCACUCAUCACACUCUGGCUGUCUGUCUGUCCUGAUGGAGGAGAAGGAGGAACUGAUGUCAGAGGUUUUCCCUCAGGGACCAGCCAACUUCAGCCUUCUCUGGAGGGUCGACCCUGAGUCGAGGGAUAACGUGUUUCACUCACUCUUUCCUAGUGCACUACUGUGCCCCCUUAUGCAGAGUGUAGGAAGGACAGUGCAGCGCUGUCGAGUCACACACAGCACCAGCUCUCAGAGCAGAGGAGAGUGUGUGUUAGGUUGGUUAUUGGUUGGUGAAGGCUUUCCCACGGUGCGUGUUUUACCGCAUCAGCACUGCCAAACACACUGCAGCUCCUUUAACUUGUGGCUUGAACCGGGGGAUCUGGUGUAUGCAGACCCAUAUUUCUGGCAGCUGGAGCUGUUCCCUGGUCGAGGAGAGAACGUGGUUUGUGACGGCUCGGGUGUGUCAGACUCCAGCACGCUGCCUUCAGCACUUCACUGUGUUUAGUUUAUAUUUUCCUCAUCAGGAGGACAUCAGUCAGAGAAACCUGAGAGCUCCACUGCUGCAGUGUUGGACAUGUCCCACCCUCUGGCUACACAUUUCCUGUAAAAUAAACAUACAAGAUGUCCUUUAUACUGAUUUCUACAGAUGAUGUGACGUAUUGAUGGUUGGCUGUACAAUAUUUAAGAGACUGAACAGUUUAACACACACCACAACAUUAAUGGCCUUGUGCUCUGUGCUGCAGGGUAACAUUUCUGUGUGUAACACGUCAUGUGAUCAAAUGUUUCAGAUGUGGAUCAGAAGAAAGCUGUGAGGACUAAUUCCACUGUACACGUGAAGAUUUGGGAAGUUUGAUUAUUUUGGAAUGAAAAAUCAAGUUGUUUCAUGUAAACAAAUGGAACUUUGUCACAAGCCUGACUCUGAUCUGUUAACUUCAAGUUGUUGUUUUCUUCAUUUAUAAAGAACUUGUACAUUUAUUUUAAUUUUGAUUAUUAAAUGUAUUGUGUCUCUGAAUAA
Molecule: messenger RNA, 2484 nt
Organism: Tachysurus vachellii
Lineage: Eukaryota; Metazoa; Chordata; Actinopteri; Siluriformes; Bagridae
Gene: c22h6orf89
Product: chromosome 22 C6orf89 homolog
Exons: 8
Coding region: 952-1974 (340 amino acids)
Cellular component (GO): nucleolus; Golgi membrane
Source: RefSeq, a predicted model, not a curated record